AUGGUCAGUUUCGCCGACCUGAACCUGCCCCAGGGGCUGGACAAGAAAUCCCUACAGAGCCUGCUGGAAGCCGCAGCGCACCUGGGAUAUUCUGCAGUUGCUCUUAAUCAUGUCAUCGAUUUUAAAGAAAAGAAACAGGAAAUUGCCAAGCCAGUGUCUCCUUCAGAGUUGUUUCCAUCUUUGCCUAUUGUACAGGGGACGUCUAAAAGAAUUAAAGUCUUAACGCGUCUAACACUUGUUGUUUCUGAUCCUUCCCACUGUAAUCUCUUGAGAUCAACAUCUGCAAAUAUAAGGUUAUAUGACAUCAUAGCAGUAUUUCCGAAGACUGAGAAGCUGUUCCAUAUUGCUUGCACAACUCUAGACGUGGAUCUGGUAUGCAUAAAUGUAACAGAAAAGCUUCCAUUCUACUUCAGAAGACCCCCUGUGAAUAUGGCAAUAGAUCGAGGCAUUUACUUUGAACUUCUUUACACGCCUGCCAUCAAAGACUCCACAAUGAGAAGAUACACAAUUUCAAAUGCCAUCAGCCUGAUGCAGAUCUGCAAAGGAAAGAACAUUGUGAUAUCUAGUGCAGCUGAAAGG
Molecule: messenger RNA, 579 nt
Organism: Mesitornis unicolor (brown roatelo)
Lineage: Eukaryota; Metazoa; Chordata; Aves; Mesitornithiformes; Mesitornithidae
Gene: RPP30
Product: ribonuclease P/MRP 30kDa subunit
Exons: 8
Biological process (GO): tRNA processing; translation
Cellular component (GO): nucleolar ribonuclease P complex; ribosome
Molecular function (GO): structural constituent of ribosome; RNA binding
Source: RefSeq, a predicted model, not a curated record